Molecule: messenger RNA, 1924 nt
Organism: Astyanax mexicanus (Mexican tetra)
Lineage: Eukaryota; Metazoa; Chordata; Actinopteri; Characiformes; Acestrorhamphidae
Gene: neurod4
Product: neuronal differentiation 4
Exons: 2
Coding region: 198-1277 (359 amino acids)
Biological process (GO): regulation of DNA-templated transcription; nervous system development
Molecular function (GO): protein dimerization activity
Source: RefSeq, a predicted model, not a curated record
UCGCGCUCGUAGGACAGAAGAGCGCUCGGACUCUCGGAUGGAGAGCUGAGAGGAGGAGAGAUACAGAGAGAUAGAGAGUGAUAGACUGAUAGACUGAUUGCAAGUUCCACCUGAGUUAUCAGUCGAUUUUGGAGGAUUUUCUUUCAAAAAGAAGAUUUUGAUUCUAGAAGAGCGAGUUGUGAGAUAAACCGAUCACGAUGAUGACCAAACCAUAUGGGAAGUCCGGAGACAUGACCGAACUGGUCAGCUCCUUGGGCUGGAUUGAGGAGGACCUGAGCUCUCAAGAUGGGGACCAGACCCCUGAAAUGGAAGGUCGCUACAACCCGAACAGGGGAAGCCGUGGCCCCGUUGAUCUCGGCAGUGAAGACAUGGAAGAGGAAGAGGAGGAAGAUGGGGAAGAGUCUGGCCUGGAUGGAGAGAAAGCACCAAAAAGGAGAGGACCCAAGAAGAAGAAGAUGACCAAAGCCAGAAUCGAGCGCUUCCGUGCCCGUCGUGUUAAAGCCAAUGCCAGGGAGCGUACUCGCAUGCAUGGACUCAACGACGCCCUGGACAACCUUCGACAAGUCAUGCCCUGUUACUCCAAGACCCAGAAGCUGUCCAAGAUUGAGACCUUGCGGCUGGCCCGCAACUACAUCUGGGCACUGUCUGAGGUUCUGGAGAACGGCCAGUCCCCAGAGAGCCAUGGUUUUAUGGAGAUGCUCUGCAAGGGGCUCUCACAACCCACUAGCAACUUGGUAGCUGGCUGCCUCCAGCUUGGACCUUCAGCCAUGAUGGUUAACAAGAUGGACGAGAAGUGUGGUGGUCCUGGAGCAGGUGGAAUGGGAGCUCAGCAGGGACACUCCCUGAGUUACCCAUCACCUGGCUUGCCCAGUCCUCCCUAUGGUUCUCUGGAGGCCUCACAUCUAAUACACCUGAAGGGCUUCAAAGGGGCUGCCUACGAGAACCACUCGCCCAACGAAUGUAGCAAUGGCACACCACCUUAUGAUGGCCCGCUCACACCACCCCUCAGCAUCAGUGGCAACUUUGCCCUCAAACAAGAGCCGUCACCACACGAGAACGAGAGGAACUUCACCCCACACCCAACACACCCAACACACCCGGCCCACUACCUUUCCUCACACCACUACCCACCUUCUUCCAUGCCUGGACUCCCUGGGCCUCAGGGCCAUGCACUGUUCCCUGGCUCACGGUUUGAGCUUCCUAUAGAGAUGGCCUUCGAGUCAUUCGCCCCCCCACACAUGGUGACCCCACAGAUUGGCACCAUUUACAGUGAAUGAACAAAAGUAUGGCCGCAAUGGACCCUCUGCAGUUCCUCUGCAGGUAUACUCAGACUCUAGGACACAGACUCUUCCUACCACUGUGGCUGAUAUGAUGCAGCAAACCACUAAAAUGGUUCAGCAGAGAUAGAGAUGCAAAAUUUAAUUAAUUUAUUAUUGUUUUUGUCAUCAUGAGUUUGAGUUUUGAUUUAUUCUGGAUUUGUUUUUCUCUCACACGCUUGAUAAAAGACAACGAGAUGUCUGAUAUGUAUUCUGUAAAGACUGUACAGAUCACAAACACACGCACAUUUAGACUUUUCUUCUGCUUAAACGCCUGUUUUGAUGAACACCCUCCAAAAAUGCUGAACAUUAAAGCAAUACAUUUUGCCAUAUGAACAAAAAUGUUUUUAUUUAUAGCUGUAUUUAAUAUUUAUUUUUGACUGCAUGCCUUUAUGGCAUCGGUCAGCAACGGUUUAUCACAUUUUUGGUACACUGCCAGUCACUGUUACCUUUACUCGUUAAGUAUUUAAUUUAUUUAUUGGAAAUGUUUUGGGUUUAUGUAUUUUUUUUGUGUCAUUCUCCACUGUACUUGUCAUUUUGCAACAAAAGUUUUGUAAAUAUUUACCUGUUUCGCACUUAUAAAUAAAUAUUCUUAUAUUAUAUACAAA